Molecule: messenger RNA, 998 nt
Organism: Carassius gibelio (silver crucian carp)
Lineage: Eukaryota; Metazoa; Chordata; Actinopteri; Cypriniformes; Cyprinidae
Gene: psmb10
Product: proteasome 20S subunit beta 10
Exons: 8
Coding region: 163-993 (276 amino acids)
Cellular component (GO): proteasome core complex
Molecular function (GO): threonine-type endopeptidase activity
Source: RefSeq, a predicted model, not a curated record
GAAGGAUUUUCUGCAGUUUUGGGCGUUAAAAGCGCUGACACACCGACUCUUUGUGUAAAGCGAGGAGAGUAAAAGAACAUAAGCGGUGUUUAGAUAGCGAUUUACUCCAGACUGAUUGUUAGAGCUAUAACUUUAGAUACUAUCAUACAGUGCAGGUGAAAGAUGUUAAACAUAUCAACUAAGGCAACGACCGGAGGAUUCUCUUUUGAGAACACACGCAGAAAUGCUGUUCUUGAAGCAAACUUGUCACAGAAAGGUUACAGUGCGCCAAACGCCAGGAAGACUGGCACCACCAUCGCUGGCCUAAUAUUCAAAGAUGGAGUGAUUUUAGGUGCAGACACCAGAGCCACAGAUGACAUGGUUGUAGCUGAUAAAAACUGCAUGAAAAUCCAUUACAUAGCUCCCAAAAUCUAUUGUUGCGGUGCUGGUGUUGCGGCAGAUGCUGAGGUCACUACUCAGAUGAUGUCAUCAAACGUGGAACUCCACUCACUCAGCACAGGACGGCCUCCUCUUGUCACCAUGGUGACCCGACAGCUGAAACAGAUGCUGUUUAGGUAUCAGGGGCAUAUUGGUUCUUCUCUAAUUGUGGGAGGCGUGGAUGUUAAUGGCCCACAGCUCUAUAGCGUCUAUCCGCAUGGUUCCUAUGAUAAGCUGCCCUUCCUUACUAUGGGGUCUGGAGCAGCUUCUGCCAUUUCUGUAUUUGAGGAUCGUUACAAGUCGAACUUGGAGUUGGAGGAAGCAAAGCAGCUGGUGAGAGAUGCCAUCACUGCAGGCAUCUUCUGUGAUCUAGGUUCAGGCAGCAAUGUAGACCUGUGUGUGAUCACAGACAAAACUGUAGACUAUCUGAGAGGAUAUGACCAGCCGGUUCAGAAAGGAAUGAGGGAGGGUACAUACAGAUACAAGCCAGGCACUACUGCUGUGCUCACAAAAACAGUGACUCCAUUAACACUGGAUGUUGUGGAUGAAUCUGUCCAAGUGAUGGACACAGAAUGAGACAU